Messenger RNA from Miscanthus lutarioriparius, 1095 nucleotides. NCBI's taxonomy places the organism in Eukaryota, Viridiplantae, Streptophyta, Magnoliopsida, Poales, Poaceae. The record is from the annotation of a GenBank genome assembly.
AUGGCCGCCGCACCGUGCGGUCGCGGCGGCGGCACGCUGACGCUGGUCCUCGUGGCCCUCUCCGCGGCGUUCCUCACCUACAACGUGCUCAUCUCCUUCCGCUCCUCCCUCCAACCCCUCCCUUCCUCCUUCCCCACCGCCACCGCCACCGCCACUGCCUCCCCCUCCCGCCGCUUCGGUGCUUGGCGGAGGGCGUUCCACACCGCGGUGACCGCGUCGGGGAACGCGUACAACACGUGGCAAUGCCGCGUCAUGUACCACUGGUUCAAGGAGGCGCGCCGGGCGCCCGGCGGCGGCGAGAUGGGUGGGUUCACCAGGGUCCUGCACUCCGGGAAACCCGACGAGUUCGUCGACGAGAUCCCAACAUUCGUCGCCGACCCACUCCCCGAUGAGAAAAUGGGAUACAUCGUUCUCAAUAGGCCAUGGGCAUUUGUUCAGUGGCUCCAGAAGGCAGACAUAAAGGAAGACUAUAUCUUGAUGGCAGAGCCAGAUCAUAUAAUUGUCAAGCCUAUCCCAAACUUGUCGAGAGAUGGUCAGGCAGCAGCUUUCCAUUUCUUUUAUAUUGAGCCUAAAAAAUAUGAGAAUGUGUUGCGUAAGUUCUUCCCUGAAGACAAGGGGGCAAUCACUAAGAUUGAUCCUAUAGGAAAUUCUCCUGUCAUUAUUGAGAAGGAAUCUCUUGGAAGGAUUGCCCCGACAUGGAUGAAUGUUUCAAUAGCAAUGAAAAAAGAUCCUGACGCUGAUAAAUCUUUUGGCUGGGUUCUUGAAAUGUAUGCCUAUGCCGUGGCAUCUGCUCUCCAUGGAGUGGGCAACAUCUUACACAAGGACUUUAUGAUUCAGCCACCUUGGGACUUGGAAGUUGGUGAUGCUUUUAUUAUACAUUAUACUUAUGGGUGUUAUUAUGACAUGACGGGUAAGUCGACUUAUGGCAAAAUUGGAGAAUGGAUAUUUGACAAGAGAUCUUACGAGGAUAAACCUCCGCCUAGAAAUUUGCCAUUACCGCCAAAUGGUGUGCCCCAAAGUGUGGUGACACUUGUGAAAAUGGUCAAUGAAGCAACAGCCAACAUACCAAACUGGGACUCUUACGCCGCUAAUUAA